CUCACGUCCUUUUCAAUCAUUAAUCAUAAUACAUAAAGCUAACACAAAAUCAUCGUCUUCUCUUCCCUUCAGCGGGAAAAAAAAUCACAUAAUACUAUCACUUUCCUCUCUCUCUUUCUCAUAUCGCUCUAUAUUCUUUCUAUUUAGCAUCUUGGUGACAAAGAAUCAUGGCGCUUGCGUUCCAUGGCUUCUCCAUAAGGGACUACACUUCAAAGAUAAGGGCGGUUGACGUUUUCAAAUGCUGGCCAUUUGCCGCCGAGGGAGUCAGCCGCUGGGAGGCCGAGUCUUGGCUUCCGCCAAUGACUGUUCCCAAGUUCAGUGGAUGGUCGGAUGAGUUUGUCGAACUGAGAUCUAACCUCCCCGGAGAUGGUGGAGACCAAGGAAGGGAGAAUCGGGAAAGCCAGGCGGUUUCUGAUGAUAGUGAGUCGGAGAAAGUGGAUAAGUUUGUUAGCUGUGGAUGUGAUGUGGAGGAGGAGGAAGUCGAGGAGGAACAGGAGAAGAUUGAGAUGAUUUGUCCGGUGUGCAGAGAUUUCAAAGCUGCGACGCUGACGGCGGUGAACGCGCACAUCGACGGUUGCCUUAUGCGGAGGGUGAGAGAGGAGCGGCAGCGGAUACGGCGGUUGAAAUUGAAGGCGCCGAAGAAGCGAUCCAUCGCGGAGAUUUUCGAGCUGAAGGAGGACGUGGAAGAGGAGAAGCGGCCGCCGGAGAUCGAGACUGAAAUGAAACUCUUGCCGCUGGACGCCUGCGAGGUUUCGAGCGCUGUCACGAAGCUCCGGUGGCUCUCGGAGCGGCUCGAGGCGCUGAGAUCCAACGGAAUUUCCUUCGAAUCGGUGAAAUCCCUCGGAGCAAAGUCAAAUUCCCCGGAGAAGGAGAAAUCGGAGUGGCUGCGUCCUGGAUGUAGGGUUUUCAACACCGUAACGGAGACGGCAGCUAACGAGCACAUCAACGGUUGCCUCGCGACCGCGAUGAGGGAGGAAGGGUGCCGGAGACCGAGUUUGGAUAAUCCGAAGCCGAAAGCGCCGAAGAAGCGCUCUAUCGCUGAUAUUCUCACUGUGGCGCUGCCAAUCGACGGUUAUGGCGACGGAAAACUCGCGGCGGAGGGAGAGAUAGACGAUGAAGGCGAAGAAUUGGAGAAACACGGGUUCUCCGGUGUAAGAAUAAAGAGUAAGAAGUGUACGAACAACAUCGUAAGGAAAAAGAAAAAGGUGAAGAAGAAAAACAAGGUGGAAAAACAAAGCGUUUUGUGUCUGAACGGUGAAAGUAAGAAGAUAAACAAAAGGAAGAAGAAAAAGAAGAAACUGAACAUCGUGUUCACUGCAACGAAGGUUGGAUACAGAUUACAGCUGGAUAAGAUUUGGGUUGUGUGGGAUCUGUGAGUGAAGCUUCAGAAUUUAAAGGAUCCUUUGUUUGGUCUGUAAUAGGAUGUUUUGUUAUGCCAUGCCAGAUGACACUGCGUCUGAAAAUUUACGCUGGUUUGAAGUAAUAUCGAGUUAUUAUCCUAUGGACUAGUGUUUUGUUUAUCAAAAGUGUUUUUUCACAUUAAGAGAGAUAAAAGGAGAGAAAAAUAUAGAAGAUAUUAUGAUAUUAAAAACCAUUAUAAAAAAUAUCGUAUAUAUCUAUUAAAAAAAAUGUGAUUUGCGCUCUUUAUUUUUCUGAAAUUGAAAAAGUAUGAAACGUGGGGUAUGUAAUUUAUUAGGUAAAAUAAUCCUUGUCUUUUAGAGAAAAUGAAAUGAAUGAGAUCCGAACCUAGGUGGAGAGUAUGUAGCUACGAAAGUGAUGAGUACAUGUACAUGUAAUUCUAUCUGAAUAUCAGUACAUUGAGGUUGCACUAUACUGAUAUAAUG
Vigna umbellata (rice bean) is the source of this 1844-nucleotide messenger RNA. NCBI's taxonomy places the organism in Eukaryota, Viridiplantae, Streptophyta, Magnoliopsida, Fabales, Fabaceae. The record is from RefSeq and is a predicted model, not a curated record.